Messenger RNA from Acanthoscelides obtectus, 968 nucleotides. The record is from the annotation of a GenBank genome assembly. NCBI's taxonomy places the organism in Eukaryota, Metazoa, Arthropoda, Insecta, Coleoptera, Chrysomelidae.
CAACAACAAAAAUUUUCACUUUGAUCAUCGUUUACAUCGAUAAAUGAUGCGACUAAAAUAUUGUACCUAAUACUAGUUUUACAAGAUAUUCCUAGUAUUGGUCUUGAAGUUUUCAAGUGGACAGUUCAUGAGCAAAGACAUUGAACAUCGAUGCAGCACUUCAAAAACUGUGGAAGGAUGUAAGAUUGAUACACCAAAAUAUCAUGAAAGAUUGUUAACUAAAACAGGACUCAUUCCAGAAGAACAGUAUCUUAUAAAGAGUCCACAUCUAAAAGAUGGAUCCAUAACAGCCAAUUUAAACAUCGCGGCUGAUCAGAUAAUAGAACACUUCAGACAUGUACUGAUUAGAAACGGAUUGGAUCCGGUUGAAAUACCAAGUGCACAGUUUAAGUGGUUGGCCUGGAACUUCAACUUAACAAAUGGCUGGCUAGAAGAUCUGUCCACAAUAUCGAAAGGAGGCGACGUUUUAGCUACAUACACUUCUAGAACGCGGACCAUCACCAUAGAAUUCCCGCUCAGUUUCGAUUCUUUAAUGUUUUCUUAUAAGUUCGAAAGAUAUUUUAUUUUCCAUCAUCGAGGUGAUAUCUUUGGAAAGGUAGAGGAUGUUAAGAUUGACUGCCAAAUAAGCUUCAAUUAUGGAACUUAUCAGCUUAAGCUUGACCACUUCCAAAUCAAAGAUAAGUCGAAACUGAGCCUACAUUAUAGUGGAACCGGAAUUUUCCAUUGGGUGACAGAAAAACUUAUCAACUUUACAAUUGGAAUUUUGCAUAAUCCUUUGAUAUCUAUAAUAGAAUCUAGUGUCAAAGGACCUUUAGAAGUUAUGCUUAUCACAGUGAAUAAGUACUUAGCAGACAACAUCGUGCCAUAAAUUGUUUAUGCCACGUUAGUUUUAUUUUAUGAUACUAUGAAUUAUAACAUCUCGUUAUUGUAUUUUAAUACAUUAAUAAUAACCUAAUUAAGGCAAAAUA